AUGCCAAAUGGUACCUCACCUGCUGCUUAUAUAGUACUUCUCCUUUCUCUAAACCCGCUGGUAUCUGUAAAAUAUACAAUAGAUUAUUUAAAAUAUGUAUACUAAAGAUAAUAAAAUAUAUACUAAAAACUAAAAGCUAAAAACUUCGUCAGUGCUAAAAGAUAAUAAAAUACUAGAAAAUAAGAUCGAUAUUACAUAUGCAAGUGAUAACUUACAUGGUAAUGUAUAGAUUUGACUAUUUAUAACUAAUAUUAUUCAUUUUCUUCAUAAGAAAAUAAUCAUAAAUUAUAAUAUCAUUUUUCAAUGUCACUUAAAAAUUAAUGUUCUGUUACAAAUGUAUACAACGCUCGGAUAAGAAGAAAAUAUAAAUUUGAAUUAUGUCGUUUUUUGUGUAAAUACUUCUUUUUUCAUUUGUAUAAUGUUUUAUAAAAUUUUUUUUAUAUGUACGUCCUAUCAAGUAUUUUAAAAUGAUAAUUUAUAUAUUUUCAUAAAUAAUAUAUAUAUAAAUAAAUUAUAUAUAUAUAAAUAAUAAAUAUAUAUAUAAAUAAUAAAUUAUAUAUAUGUAUAUGUAUAUGUAUAAAUUAUAUAUGUGUAUAUGUAUAUAUAUAAAUUAUAUAUAUAUUUAUAUAUAUAUGUGCAUGCUUUAUAUUUUAUAUAUAUAAAGAUGUUUAAAGUUGCUUCAGAUUAUAAAGAUAUAAAAGUAUUUCUACAACAAGUGUUGCGCUUAUUAUAUAGAAGUACGCUGUGUGUUAAAUUAAUAAUUUAAAUUUUUUAAAAUUUCACUGCUGAUUUCAAAAAUGCAUGUGUUGUACAAUUCGCUAGUCUAAAUUUGUUUAUGUAAGUGUUUAUGUAUUAUCGAUAGAACAGAAAAUAAAUUACAGUUCAAAAUGAUAUAUUAUUUAAAGGAAUAAAUUACAGUUCGAAAUGAUAUAUUAUUUAAGGGAAAAUUAACCGAUAUGAAUUAUCUUGAAUGCAAAUUACUUGUAUGAUAAAUAGUUUCAAAUCUUUCUAAAUAUACAUUUUUUGGUCAUUUACAUUAAUUUCUCAUUUUUUUUCUAACCUUAAUUCUAAUUUUUCAUUCAGUUCUAACAUGUUCUCUAACAUGUUGAAUGUCCAAUUGAAUUUCUAUUUUGUAAAAGAAUAAUUUCUGUAUAAAAUCCAUUUCUGGGUCAUAAUAUUUAUUUAUUUGUAAAUUCUUUACAAAAUUUUAAAACAUUCAAUUUGCUAUUCUACAUAUAAAUUAGUAUCAUAUAUAUAUCGAAAUUUAACAGCAUACAUACAUCGAAGAAAUUUUUAAAAGCAUUUUAUUUUCUUAAUUUUAUUUUCUUUUCUCCUUUGAUUUUUGCUGCCAUUUGAUUUUUCCUCAUUUUUUUUUUUUGCCGGUGUCGCUGCUAUCUAGUCGGUAAAGUAGAAUAGUGACGCCAUAUUUGAUGUGACUGUAGCGCCAUCUAGUAAUGCUUUCAGGAAUUUCUCGCUCGUGCCGGCCAACAUCAUCAGGUCACGUGACAGUAGUAUAUUGAUACGUGUCGACGAGGAGAGCCACGCACGACUCGCUACGGCUUGCCAAUCGGGCACACGCAGCCGAGUUUUCCUCGGGUUCUCGUUUUAAUCUACUGUCUUCGCGGCAUUGUUGACUCGAGAGUAAGUGAAACGACGUCAUAGCACCGUGACCCUUUAGAAUAGUUACACCUCGGAUUCAAGAUGGGAUGUAAGUACGCCGCUUCAAAAACUCGAAAGUCUUUUAUUUAGGAUUAUAGCCGAUGUGAUCGACGAGGACCGUAACCUUUUGAUUUCCUCUUUUUUGCAACAUAUUGCUCGUCCCGUUGAAUCUUUAAUAUUUCACCUUUUGAUCGGGCGAUUUCGUUGACACGAGAAUUAACUUUCCACCGUGUGUUUUUCAGUCAAAUUCCUAGAGGUGAUAAAGCCGUUUUGCAGUAUACUUCCGGAAAUAGAGAAACCGGAACGUAAGGUAAGUCUGUGUUCAGUUGAUCUUUCCUCUGUUUUAUAUUUACAAUAUUGUACACUCUUGUUAAUUUAAUUAUUGUUGUUUGUGAUCUAUUACAAAAGAUCUCUCUGUUGAUGUAUCUGUCGAAUUCAAUUCCAUUUGAAGGUUUCUUUAUAUUUUAAACAGUGACUUAAGCGUUCAUUUUUAUAGAUUCAGUUUCGAGAGAAGGUACUAUGGACUGCGAUUACCUUAUUUAUCUUUUUAGUAUGUUGUCAGGUAAGGGUUGUUUUGUUUAUAAGCACCGAGUUACAUUUCGUCAAACUUUUGUAUCUAAUAUGUUGCACCCACAGAUUCCCCUGUUUGGAAUUAUGUCUUCAGACAGUGCAGAUCCUUUCUAUUGGAUUCGAGUAAUUCUUGCAUCAAAUAGAGGGACUCUUAUGGAACUGGGAAUUUCUCCCAUUGUCACAUCUGGUUUGAUCAUGCAACUGUUGAGUGGUACAAAAAUAAUUGAAGUUGGCGAUACUCCAAAGGAUAGAGCUCUUUUCAAUGGUGCUCAGAAAUGUAAGAAAAACACAAACUGCUUCAAAAUAUUUGGAAUGGUUAUCACUGUUGGUCAAGCCAUUGUAUAUGUAAUGACUGGAAUGUACGGCGAUCCGACGGAAAUUGGAGCUGGUGUUUGUUUAUUAAUUAUUAUUCAGUUGUUCGUUGCUGGAUUGAUAGUAUUAUUGUUAGAUGAAUUGCUUCAAAAAGGAUACGGAUUAGGAAGUGGAAUCUCUCUCUUCAUUGCUACAAACAUUUGUGAAACAAUCGUAUGGAAAGCAUUUUCUCCAGCUACAGUUAAUACUGGACGCGGCACAGAAUUCGAAGGUGCAGUAAUCGCAUUGUUUCAUCUGCUCGCUACGAGACAGGACAAAGUUCGAGCUCUUCGCGAAGCGUUCUACAGACAAAACCUUCCUAAUCUUAUGAAUUUACUUGCAACUAUCCUAGUGUUUGCUAUUGUGAUUUACUUCCAGGGUUUCCGUGUUGACUUACCAAUCAAAUCUGCCAGGUACAGAGGGCAGUACAGUAGCUAUCCUAUUAAACUGUUCUACACGAGCAACAUUCCCAUCAUUCUUCAAUCUGCGUUGGUGUCGAAUUUAUAUGUUAUUUCACAAAUGUUGGCCGUCAAGUUUCAAGGAAACAUUAUUGUGAAUUUGUUGGGAGUGUGGUCCGAUAUUGGCGGUGGUGGCCCAGCACGAUCUUAUCCUGUUGGAGGAUUGUGUUACUAUUUGUCACCGCCAGAAUCUGUAGGCCAUAUACUUCAAGAUCCUAUCCACGCUAUCCUUUACAUUCUUUUCAUGCUUGGUUCUUGUGCUUUCUUUUCGAAAACGUGGAUCGAGGUUUCUGGUAGCUCAGCAAAAGCCGUCGCAAAACAGUUGAAGGAGCAACAAAUGGUAAUGAGAGGCCACAGAGACAAUUCUAUGAUUCACGAGUUAAAUAGAUAUAUUCCAACCGCGGCAGCAUUUGGAGGAUUGUGUAUCGGUGCUUUAUCUGUACUGGCCGAUUUCCUUGGUGCAAUCGGUUCAGGUACUGGUAUUUUACUCGCUGUCACAAUCAUAUACCAGUACUUCGAGAUCUUCGUUAAAGAACAAAGUGAAAUGGGUGGAAUGAGUACGCUACUUUUCUAA
Molecule: messenger RNA, 3612 nt
Organism: Heterotrigona itama
Lineage: Eukaryota; Metazoa; Arthropoda; Insecta; Hymenoptera; Apidae
Source: the annotation of a GenBank genome assembly